UGUGUGUAGUGUUGUUGCUGUGGUUUUGUUGGGUCGAGGCAAAGCUGUCAUCUUCGCUAGCUCCCGUAUUAGCCAGUGUUUUGUCAUGUCAAGAGCAACCUGCCCCCUCACAACGCAGGACAGCUAACCUAACGGGUGCUUUUCUUCACACAUCCACCGCCGGGGAGGUGUAGAGGACAGAAAUCUGGGCGAAGAGCAGAAGAGUGAGAUGAAAUGACAACGUCAACAUUACAGAAAGCGAUUGAUCUUGUGACUAAAGCCACAGAGGAAGACAAGGCAAAGAAUUAUGAGGAGGCAUUGCGCCUUUACCAGCAUGCUGUGGAGUAUUUCCUACAUGCCAUCAAAUAUGAGGCCCAUAGUGACAAGGCAAAGGAGAGCAUACGAGCAAAGUGUAUGCAGUACCUGGACAGAGCGGAGAAACUUAAGGACUACCUGAAGAAUAAAGAUAAACAGGGCAAGAAGCCUGUGAAGGAGGCGCAGAGCAAUGACAAGAGUGAUAGCGACAGCGAGGGUGAAAAUCCAGAGAAGAAGAAACUGCAGGAGCAACUUAUGGGUGCUAUUGUAAUGGAGAAGCCCAAUGUCAGGUGGAACGAUGUGGCUGGACUGGAGGGGGCUAAGGAAGCUCUGAAGGAAGCCGUCAUCCUGCCCAUCAAAUUCCCUCACCUCUUUACAGGUAAGAGGACUCCGUGGAGAGGCAUCCUGCUGUUUGGACCUCCAGGGACAGGGAAGUCGUACCUGGCCAAGGCCGUGGCCACCGAGGCCAACAACUCCACCUUCUUCUCUGUCUCCUCCUCAGACCUCAUGUCUAAGUGGCUGGGAGAGAGCGAGAAGCUGGUGAAGAACCUGUUUGACCUGGCUCGCCAGCACAAACCCUCGAUCAUCUUCAUUGACGAGGUAGACUCACUGUGCGGCUCCAGGAACGAGAACGAGAGCGAGGCCGCCCGCCGCAUCAAGACAGAGUUCCUCGUCCAGAUGCAGGGUGUGGGAAACAACAACGAUGGCAUCUUGGUACUGGGAGCCACCAACAUCCCCUGGGUGCUAGACGCUGCCAUCCGCAGAAGAUUUGAGAAGCGCAUCUACAUCCCUCUGCCGGAGGAGCCGGCUCGGGCUCAGAUGUUUCGUCUACACCUGGGCAACACGCCACACAGCCUGAGCGAGGCCGACCUGCGGCAGCUCGCCCGCAAAACAGACGGCUACUCCGGCGCCGACAUCAGCAUCAUCGUCCGAGACGCACUCAUGCAGCCAGUGAGGAAGGUCCAGUCUGCCACGCACUUCAAAAAGGUUCGCGGUCCUUCCCGCAGCAACAACCAGGUGAUGGUGGACGACCUCUUGACCCCUUGUUCCCCUGGCGACCCCGCAGCCAUAGAAAUGACGUGGAUAGAUGUGCCUAGUGAUAAGCUACUGGAGCCCAUAGUCUGCAUGUCGGACAUGCUGCGCUCUCUGUCCACCACCCGGCCCACAGUCAACACUGAAGACCUGCUGAAGGUCAAGAAGUUCACAGAGGACUUUGGGAUGGAGGGCUGAGACUCAGACCCCACCUCACCCUGCCCGAGUCUACCAGAAGGGUCAAACUGCUCCCAACAACACCCAUCUCUCCCCUUCCACCGCUGUACCAUCCUGUAGGCUUUCAUUUCUCCACUGCGCUUGGUUCACUGUCUCUCAUGGAUUUGAAAAUAAACGACUGGAGUGUCAGAACAAAAAAAAAAAAAAAAGAGGGGAGAGAAAAUGUUUCUUUCUUUUAAUCAUCCAGUCGGCUAUUUUUGAAUCCCUGGAGGACGUUGACCAAACGCUACAAUAGAAAAAUUUUGGUGUGAUUUGGUAGUUGGACAUUAGAGCCGAUGUCUUUCCCCAUUUAAGACAACGUUCCAUAAAAAAAAGCAGCCGCUAUAAUCACUACAAGAACUUCUCAUCUAACCUGCAUCGACACAAGGAAAGGUGCAUUUGAAGCUAAAUGCACACAGAGUUUGUCCCUCUCUGAGCCGAUUCUGUCUGACUGAAGGACUGUACAUUUUGUUGCCAUUGUGCACUUUGCUUCGGAUCGCGAUGAAGGACAGUGACGUUUGAAGAAGAAUCAAAAGAAGAAGUUCGUUCUCCUGCCAGGCAUGCGAGUGUGUGAAUGCAUCCAAGUGUUUUUAUUAAACUUGUGUGUCUUAAUGUAUAUGUCAUAUGUUGAGAGCCCUGUUAUUUUAUUUGAUCGAGAGUUGCAUUAAUUGAUCAUCGCUGCCUCAGUGUCCCUCUAUAGCUCCGUGUGUGUGUGUGUGUGUGCGCGUGCGUGUGUGUGCGCAUCAGGCGUUUACCUCUGUGCUAGCAGCAGUGUGACUGACGCAUUCAUGUUCAAUCAGUAAUGAUUCUAGAGAUGUGUUUGAUUGAUGGUCAAACGCCACAUUUACUCAAUCCAAAAACUUGAAAAAGAUAUUUAAAAAAACUGUAUUGUUGUUCUUCAGAAAACAAUCUCAUCACAAGGUCCAUUUAGUAGCUGUUCUGGAGCUUUGGAUCAUAUCACAUGAUCUUCAUUAUGAGGAAUGUAGAUAUGUAAUUUUUUUUUUUUAUCUUAUUGUCCAUUUUAGCUUAAAAGCUGAGUUUCAAAGUUCAUUCUUGACCGUAGAAACACAAGUCAAAAAAAUCUCACAGUAAGGUCCAUUUAGUAACCGUUCUGGAGCUUUUGAUUAUGCCACAUGGCCUUCGUCACUUCAGCUUUUAAGUCAAAAUGGACAAAAAAGUCCUUAAAGCACUCUUUAAAAAAAACUAACAAAACAAGGGCAACUCCAUCUGCUGAUGAAGAUCAUGUGAUAUGAUCUCAAGCUCCGGUACAGCUACUAAAUGGACCUUUUGGUGAAAUCAGUUUUCUGAAUUGUGGUUUCCAGUAUAACCUUUAAAUCUCAGCUCUAGUUGCUCAUUUUAAAUGAGGUAAAAUGAAUUUCUGCACUGCAUUUCCCAGACAUCACCUAUCUGUCAGACUCAUACUGUGAAGUUUCCCUCCGUUGGUAUUUCUGUAGCUGAAGUUUGUUUCUGCUCAGCAGUUUGCUCAAAAACAUUUUUCUUCCUGGUGUCAAAGACAAUCAAUCAAGCACGUCUCCUUAAAUCUGAAUUUGUUUUGUUUUUGCCCUGGCGUACAUUGUUCAACAGUGUUACAAAACUAUUUAUACAACUUAUUUGACCACACUUGACAUGUAACUUGACUGACUAUAAUAGAGGUACAGUAUGUUUACACUUGAAGUAUUUCUUUUGUUGAUGUUCUCAUGAUGGAGCUCCACUGCAAGUCCUUUCUUUUCCUAUAUUGGGAGGCUAAAGUUCCACUAUUGAUGCAAGACACUACCAUAUAAUUCAUUACUGCCUGCUCAGGGCUAGCUUUCUGUUAACACUUCCGAGCUUCAAUAGUAGUUGUCCUGUUGUCAGCUGACAGACAGACGACGUGGAAACCAUCCCGUUGCUGACUGUUAAGAAGCAGGAUCAUGCAGUUAGUCAUCAGAGAUUUGAAGUUUUCAAUAAUCUUCUAAAUCAAACUGCUGUUGGGUGUUUGUCCUGUAGCAACUCUCUGACCUCUCACUAUCACACCAGGAUCACAGGCUUGUCUGACAGUGAUGGACUUCUUGUGAUAGCUCAGUGCUAGUAUCACUGCGUGUGUGUGCGCGUGUGUGUAGGUACUGUACAUGCUGGUUGAGUUGGAGGUCAGUUAUUAACGUCCUUGUAAGGGGACCUAACCUGCCGCUGGCUGUGUAACCAUUGCUACUAAUUUAAGCUGAAUUAAUAAAAACUGACAUUUCA
This is a messenger RNA of Thunnus maccoyii (southern bluefin tuna), 3765 nucleotides long. RefSeq names its product vacuolar protein sorting 4 homolog A (gene vps4a). Lineage: Eukaryota; Metazoa; Chordata; Actinopteri; Scombriformes; Scombridae. The record is from RefSeq and is a predicted model, not a curated record. Gene Ontology annotation, biological process: endosomal transport; vacuole organization. The transcript is spliced from 11 exons. The coding region runs from base 214 to 1524 and encodes 436 amino acids. Gene Ontology annotation, molecular function: ATP hydrolysis activity; ATP binding.